This is a messenger RNA of Cryptomeria japonica (Japanese cedar), 5376 nucleotides long. Its product is annotated as myosin-1. Gene Ontology annotation, molecular function: ATP binding; actin filament binding; microfilament motor activity. The transcript is spliced from 23 exons. The record is from RefSeq and is a predicted model, not a curated record. Gene Ontology annotation, cellular component: cytoplasm; actin cytoskeleton; myosin complex. Gene Ontology annotation, biological process: vesicle transport along actin filament; actin filament organization. Bases 947 to 4888 code for a protein of 1313 amino acids. Lineage: Eukaryota; Viridiplantae; Streptophyta; Pinopsida; Cupressales; Cupressaceae.
UAUGUUUAUUUUUAAUCAUAAGUUUAAACUAACGACGUCGUGUUAGCAACAAGGGAAAUACUAAGAUAGGCAGCGCUACAACUUGUGUCGACAGCUUUCUGGGAUUCUCGACCCAAAAUCCACAAAUUCCUCGCACUUUUUUGCGCUACACACGAUCUGGGCAUCAACAUUUCAAAAUUCUUUUGAUUGCCUGCACUGACUGCGGCGGAAAUCGAGGUCCUAGAUAAAUUUUGUCUCGGAUUGGCCGUUUUUCUUCGCAGAUUGACACUCUGUAGAGAUUUAUUCAGUUUUUUCAUCGGUUGAGGGUUUUAAUGUGCAAGCAAGAUGCCUUUUCCAAGAAGAGGCGAUUGCUAUGAUGUUCUGAAUGCAGCGCCGUAAAAGUAUCGAGAAGAUUGCAGUGAAAUUGGUUGCAAGUGGCGUUGAAAUGUCAGUUUAGAGCAUCGAUCUCGAGCUCGAAAAGCUUUUUAAUGCGCGCUCCACAAUUCUUGAAGUUUGCGAAGGUCUAGCUGGAUUUGUCAAGAGGAAAAUGAGCGAUUCGCGAGGAAUGUCUGAAGUGUAUGUCUGCUUUAGGAGGGACGAUUAUAUUUACGGCGUGCAUUGUAGUUUUUGAGAAUUAAUGAGCUUUUGAGCUUUGAAGGGUUUGAGUUUUAUGUCGGAGGAUUUUUUUUUUUUGAAGAGUCAUAACUUAAGUAUUUGUAUGCAUUGAGUAGGCAUAUCUGAGCUUUGGUGUUUAUUUCGAGCACUGGAAGUAUUUAAAAUUUUGAAGACGUAGAGCAUCUUAGUGAUUCUCAGGGUUUAAUAUUUAGCUGAGUAUUUAUUUUCCAAAGCCUGCAAAGUUUUUCUUCAAGGCAAUUUCAUGGUUUAGAGGCUCUGCAGAGCUUUUAAGGAUUUAAUAUUUAGCUCGGAGGGGUUAUUUUCAGAGCCUUAAGAUAAAUUUGGAGGAAAAAUGCUGUCUGCAAGCAUGGCGACUUCGGCUACUCGUAGCACAAUGGAACAAAUGCUGGAGUCUUUGAAGAAGCAAGAAGAAAAGCCUAAGGAUCUUCCUCCAGCUUUGCCUUCUAGACCGACUUCAAAAGCUCGACUCCCGUCUAAUGUUAGAAUGAGGAGAUCUUCAUCGCCGUCUGUAGGUCGUAGUUCAGACUCUUCUGCGCACAGUGAGGCCAGGGUUCUAUUGGAAUCGUCUGGUUUAAAAAUGGACGAAGCUAGGGUACCAUUGAAAGCGAUUGAAAGCAAAUCCGUGCCCGUUCAAGUGCCACCUAGCAGGACAGAGGCGGGGUUUGUCAGGGAUAGUGAAAUUGGAGAGGAGAAAAUAUCAUCGAAAAUUUCAACUAGGGUUGAAAAGUUCAAUGGUUUUGCCUAUGCAGAUAUCAGGAUUGGAUCAGAGAGCUGUAUUCAGGAAUCUGAGCUAAACGAUCUUCUGUACUACAGUAAUAUGGAUUCGCCUUAUGAAAUAAUUGAUCCCAACGAUGAAAGCAAUGGUCCAAAUUUUUCUCCUUGCAGUGUAUCCGCCCGGCUAAAAUGCACCAAUAGGAACGAUGCCAAUUUAUGUGCCUUGACUAAGAAUUCACGUGUGUGGUGUAUGCUUCCGGAUAACCAGUGGAGUUUAGGGGUGGUUCAGUCAAUCUUUGGCACAGAGGCCAUAAUCAAAAUUUCCAAUGGCAAAACUGUCAAAUUUUCUGUGAGGAAUACACUACCUGCAAAUCCAGAUAUUCUUGAAGAAACCAAUGACCUUAUUCAGCUUAGUUACUUGAAUGAACCUUCAGUUCUUUAUAAUCUUCAGCAAAGAUAUGUCCAAGAUAUGAUCUAUACUAAAGCAGGACCUGUAUUGGUUGCGGUAAACCCAUUUAAAGAUUUGGGCCUUUUUGGUCAUGAUUUCAUCGAAGCAUAUAAAUGCAAAGCGAGAUUCCAUCCACAUGUAUACAUGAUGGCAGAUAUUGCAUUUGAUGCAAUGAUGAGAAAUGGAAUAAGUCAAUCUAUUAUUGUAAGUGGUGAAAGUGGUGCUGGUAAAACAGAAACUGCAAAAAGAGCAAUGCAAUACCUUGCAUCAAUUGGCAGUUGUAGCAGAAUAGAGAAUACACUUCUAAAAACAAAUCCCAUACUAGAGUCUUUUGGCAAUGCGAAGACACUAAAAAAUGAUAACUCUAGCCGUUUUGGCAAGUUGAUUAGCAUUCACUUCAAUAGUUCUGGCAAGAUUUCUGGUGCAAAUAUUCAAACACAUAUGCUUGAAAAGUCAAGAAUUGUUCAACAGGCUCAAGGGGAACGAUCAUAUCAUAUCUUUUAUCAGCUUUGUGCAGGGGCUUCUCAUGCUUUGAGAGAAAAGUUGAAUUUGAAGCCAGCGAGUGAAUAUUACUAUUUGAACCAGAGCAACUUUCUAACAAUUGAUGAAGUAGAUGAUGCUGAGAGGUUCCAACUUGUACUGGAGGCCUUAAAUGUGCUUGAAAUCAGUCCAGAUGAUCAGGAAAAUAUAUUUCGAAUACUUGCUGCAGUGUUAUGGCUUGGCAAUAUUACAUUUUCUGUUGUUGAUGGUGAAUGCCAUGUGAGAGUUGAUAAUGAUGAAGCAAUUAGAAAUGCUUCAAAGCUCCUGGGUUGCAGCAUCAUGGAGCUUACGAUGCUAUUAUCAACACACAAGGUUUAUGCUGGCAAGGAAUAUGUGGUGCAAAAGAUUUCCCAAUCACAGGCUGCAAACAUGAGAGAUACUCUGGCAAGGACAAUUUAUGCAAGUUUAUUCGACUGGCUUAUUGACUGUAUGAAUAAGUCACUAACUGCACAUGAAAAGAGCAAAGGCAGAUCUAUAAAUAUCAUUGAUAUAUAUGGCUUUGAAUCUUUUAAUAGGAAUAGUUUUGAACAACUUUGCAUAAACUAUGCAAAUGAGAGACUCCAGCAACACUUUAUUCGUCAUAAUUUUAAACUCAUACAAGAGGACUAUAUUUUGGAAGGCAUUGAUUGGACUAGAGUUGAGUUUGAGGACAAUCAAGAGUGUUUAGAUCUCUUUGAGAAGAAUCCUGUGGGUUUAAUUUCAUUGAUGGAUGAAGAGUCUGUAUCUUCCGAAGGGACUGAUUCAACUCUAGUCAAUAAACUUAAGCAGUACUUAGGUGGAAAGUUUUGCUUCAAAGAAGACAAAGGGAGAGUAUUUUCUGUUCGCCAUUGUGCUGGUGAGGUUGUAUAUGAUGCUACUGGGUUCUUGGAUAAGAAUAGAGAUUUGGUGCAUUCUGAUUUGCUGCAACUGCUAUCUUCGAGCAAUUGUUGGUUGCUCCAAUUGUUUUCUCUCAAUAUAAGCAAAGAAUCUCUGAAGUUAAGGAGUCCUCUAGUGAGAUUAAAUGGGACAGAAUGCAAGAGGCCAUGUGUUGCCUCUAAGUUUAAGGGACAACUAUUCAAGUUAUUGCAUUCUGUGGAAAACACAUCCCAGCAUUUCAUUUGCUGUAUUAAGCCAAACAGGCUGCAGUUACCUGGAGUGUUUGAGCAAGAUCUUGUCUUCCAGCAGUUGCGCUGUUAUGGAGUGUUUGAUGUUGUUCGGAUGUUUAAAGUCGCUUAUCACAUACGAAUGACACAUGAGCUUUUUGCUAAAAGAUACAAAUUCCUUCUGCCAGAAAACAUUGCAACUGAUGAUGCACUGAGUGUGUGUAUUGCAAUACUUCAUCGUUCGAAUAUUCCACAUGAGAUGUAUCAAGUUGGUUUCACAAAGUUGUUUUUGCAUGCAGGACAGAUUAGUAGGCUUGAAGAAUUAAGGACAAGAACUCUUCGUGGGAUUAUUUCAAUGCAGAAUGCCUUUCGAACCCAUGCAAUGCGUAGCCAGUUUAAGAAGCUCAGGAGUACUACCAUUUUCUUGCAAGCAUUGGUGAGGUCAAGUAUGGCGAAAAAAGAAUACUUAGUAUUGAAAGAGAGACAUCGAGCAGCGGUUACCAUUCAGAAGAAAUUGAGGUGUAGAAUUGCUAGAAAAAGUUAUUCAAGAACUUUAGAAAUGGUGAUCCUAGUCCAGGCAGUUACUCGAGGAUGGCUUGCUAGAAGACAUACCAACAUUUUUCGGCAGCAGUUGCAGACUGAAAAUAUAGCUGGGAAUAUUCUUGCAGAGAAAUAUGUCAGUGAUCUAAAGCCAGGCAGAAGAGAUGAGACACAUCCUGCACAUAAGCAGUCAUCUGAAGAUGCGUUUCAACAAGCAAGUACAUUGAAGUUUCAACCUUCAUUUCCUGCAGACUUUCAAAACCGUUUGUUAGCUGUAGAUGCAGCACUCAGAGAAAAGGAAGAUGAAAAUGCUGUGCUGCGCCAGAGACUACAACAAUAUGAAACUAGAUGGAUAGAAUAUGAAGCUAAGAUGUCAUCCAUGGAGGAAAUGUGGCAAAAACAAAUGUCGUCAUUACAAAUGAGUCUUGCUGCUGCAACCAAAAAAAAUCUGGCAGCUGAUGAACUACUGAUUCAACAAAUGAAGUAUGAUGAAUCUACUCUUCGAGCAAGUGACCAGCGAGCAUCUGUUACCAGGCAUAAUCUGCCCCACGACAAUGGCGAGUUUGAUUUGGAAGAUGCUGCCUCAAUGAGAGCAAACACCCCUAAGUCCAAUAUUAAUUCAGGCAAAGUUUCUCGGCAUUCUGAUAAUGGACAGAACAAGGAAUAUGAUGCAGGGAAGUCUGUAGUUAGCCACCUAAUGAAAGAGUUUGAACAAAGAAAACAUGUUUUUAAUGAUGAUGCCAACUUUCUGCUGGAGGUUAAGUCAGGUCAGACAGAAGCAGACAUUAAUCCCAAUGAAGAACUUCAGAAACUGAAGAUUAGAUUUAAAAUAUGGAAAAAAGCCUUCAAAGUUCGACUACGUGAGACCAAGACAGCACUACAGAAACUAGGAAACACUGAACCAUCUGAAAAGACGAGGAGAAAAUGGUGGGGAAAAAGAGUCAGUUAGAAAUUUUAUAACAUUCUUUUAGUAUCAAUGUAAUUUUCUGAAGGAGCCUGGUUUUUCACCAAGAAGCAAAAGCGACAGGGUUAAAAACUGAAUUGGUUGCAGUUCUUAAUAUUUGUUAAAAAAUAUCAAAAUGCCAUAGGAAGUUAGAAAUAUGUGGGGCUUCAAGUUAUGGUUGAGACGUAGGCUCAGGUUCAGUUGUAUAUGUAAAUUUUUGUAUAUGUGGCUAUUCAUGGAAAUGCAGAUGUAUAUUAGUGUGAUAGCAUCUCAGUUGAUAAUCUGAUGCUUGAAAACGAGUGCCAUUUACAUUCAAUUUGGUGUCUAGGUAUUGAUUGUCUGUUGUUGCAUCCUGAUAUCUGAACGAGAUACAAAAGCAAUUAACAUGCUUGCCAGCAGAUUUCAUAUGGAUUCUUGUUGUGCCUCCUGCAUGUUCACGGAAGUGUUGUAAGCAGAGACAAUUGUUACAUAAUAUUCUUGUUUCAUGAGAUAAA